Molecule: messenger RNA, 603 nt
Organism: Pararge aegeria (speckled wood butterfly)
Lineage: Eukaryota; Metazoa; Arthropoda; Insecta; Lepidoptera; Nymphalidae
Exons: 3
Coding region: 1-603 (200 amino acids)
Source: RefSeq, a predicted model, not a curated record
AUGUAUCGAGAAACUUUUGUUUCCACCCUUCUUGUUAAUGUAGUAUUUAGUUCUUUAUUAAGCGGUGAUUUCGAUAUAGCUGAUGGUGUUAAGUUAGUUAGUAUACCGGAUAAUGGUUUGGACGAUGAAGGGAGGUCCCUCGGUGAUGCACCUCUGUACAGGAUGGCGAAGUUCCUGCAAAGCCACGAAUUGCACGUGAAACUACCCAAUCUGAUAGAGAAGGACAAAUUGAGUAAAAUUUUCUCAGAAUCACUCAAAGCUAUUGACGAUUCGUAUAAGGAAAAGAAUGCAACCGGACGAGGCAGCAAAGGCGAUGGCGGUGGAUCCUUGGCGUUGCUUGGUCUGAUGUUCGCGAAGACCUUGGGAGCAGUCGGUAUUGGAGGCUUGGGACUUCUUACUAUGAAGGCUUUAGCUGUAUCGGCGCUAGCUUUAAUGCUAUCAGCGAUUGUGGGAGUCAAGAAGCUCUCAUCCCAUGAUGACCACGACGACCACCAGGUCAUCUACGCUGGUCACCACGGCUCCCACAGGCGAAGACGGGACACGCCACUACCUUACCAGGCCCUUCCGUACCAAGGAUGGACGGGUGUAAAAAGACAGGUUUAG